CACAGCGAAUCACACAGUACGGUCUGUUAUACCCAGCUAAAUUUGCUAAUAAUUUUCCAGUAGAAAAUUCUCCGUUUUGAAGCGUGGGUAUAUAUAUGAAUCGGUGUUUUAUAAGUGGUUUUGUGGUGUUAUUUGGUGGUAGAAGACAUUUUUGGAUUGCAGGUGCGCUUCGCAACGUAUUAUCUACUUUGCCGAGGUUGUUUCAUGUUUUCGUACAAAAAUGAUUGAAUUCACGAUAAAAACUUUGGACGGUAAAGACCAUCGCUUUACCGUGGAAGAUGAUAUUACUGUUGCUCAGCUUAAAGAGAAGGUGUUGGCGCAGAUGGGAGUUGAGAUCGAACUUCAACGUUUGAUCUUCUGUGGAAGAGUACUACAAGAUGAGAAAAAACUGGCAGAUUAUGGUGUUCAAAACAAAGUAAUACACAUGGUGCAAAGGGCUCCGCCAUGCUUGGAGGCCCGUUAUUCUGCGCUAAGGGAAAGGGAACGAGAGAGGGAGAGGGAGCAGAUUUUCACUAACCAAAUCAGCUUCAAUUCAGAUAAUUUAGGACCGGUACAAAUAAAUACUACACAGCAAAUGAGAAGGCUCGUGGCGUUGGCUGCUACUGCUAAUGGGAUUGAGAUCGAAGAUGAGCCAGCUAACACUCAGUCACCGACCGCUGCUCGAAUGGAAUUCCUUCGCCACAUUAUAGAAGAAAUAAAGGCAUUCCUCGAAGCCAUAAAAUUAAGCGAGAGUGAUGAGCCACGUAAUUACCCAACUGAUGAUCCAUUGGAGUCUACAAGCGGAAUGGGUGCGUCUAGUUCGGGGCAGGACGAGGUGAUGUGUGAAAUCCACCAAAGCCCGCUUCUAUAUCAGAUUGAGGCUAUGUCAGGAGCUUCUCGGGAGAGCCGAGGACGCAGGAUUCGUGCAAUGCGUCCGAUACAUCACACACCACCACGCGAUUUUGCCGAUCUCCUCGAAGAACUGAACCGUCUCUACGACGAGUUUGCUCCCUUCAGGGACUUGUACAUUGGGACGCUGCGCGACGCUAACAGUCCCGGCCCCGCGCUCUCUGAAGAAAACCUGCAGCGUAGACAGCGCACAGCUGAAAUAUGUUCCGAGUUGUACCAUAGCUUCUCGCAUGCAUUCCACGCCGUGAGCGACGUCAGUCUGCUAUUGAACAAUGGAAACUCACGGCUCACUUCUGAAGCGCUUUUGCGGCACACACUACCCGUGCAGGCGCAUAUUAAUGUCGUACAAUCGUCGACUACACGGCGUCCUCUUAAUUCGUCUGGCCCCAUUAAUGGGUCCAACCAAAUGCCUGCCGAUGCUCAGCCAGUGCUAAUCAACAGCUCCCAACCCGGUAGGAAUACCACACAGCCAACUGUCAAUAUAAAUAUACAACCAGACCCCGUUACCUAUCAAGUUGAAAUAGAGACCAGUGUACCCAUACCGAUCAACCUCGAAAAUACAAUUAACGGUACAAACCAGGCCGCUAGUACGGGUGAAAAUAAUCAAAGCCAAAAUCAAACUCAGGGCCAGACCCAGGGACAUAGUGUUAGUCAGUCUCAAGGUCAAAGUCAGCCUCAGCGACAAGGCCAGGCUGCAGGCCAGGGUCAGGCUCAAGGGCAGGGUUCAGGUCAGGGACAGGGCGAGGGCCAGAAUCAGAACAGUAACGGUCAAGAUGGACAAGCCAACCGUCGACAAGUAAUGAUUGAUUUUGAGAAUCUCUUCAGGGGAUUGGGUCAAGGCGGAAGUCUUGGAGGCGUCGAAGUUGUGAUGAGUAUGGAGGAAAUUCCUCAAGCAAUGGGGGGUCAAGGCCAAAAUAAUAACGCGCCAACAGCCGGAGCUCCACAGCCGCCCGAAGGCGGAGCUGCACCUCAGGCCCAGUUUGGAUCACAAGUGUUUUUCGCUCAGAUGCCGUGGAAUGAUCUACCGCAUGGUGAUCUUGUGCAUAAUAUCGUGUCAUCUGUUCUGCGUCAUGGCUUACCCCCCGGUGUAGAAGGGUUUUAUCAUUUACCUAAUGCCUAUCCAACCCUGGAGGAAACCAGAAAUAUGAAUCAGUACCAGGCCUUAAACCAGGCCCUAAAUCAAGCUCAGUACCGGGCCGUUACACAGGCCCUACAUGAGGCCCAGAUGGAGGCACAGAGGGAGGACGAGUUGGAGGUCCAGAGACAGACCCAGAGGCAGACACAGAGCCAGGCCCAGAACCAGUCCCAAAGUCAGGCUCAAAGCCGAGCCCAGACUCAGAAUCAGGCUCAAAAUCAGGGCGACAGUCGUAGCCAUUCUUCGGGUCAGAGUCAGACUCCAGCCCAGGUCAGAGACCAUAGCCCACAUAUCGAAGAAGAGGAUUACCCGGAACCAAGUCAGGGACAUACUCAAGGUCAGUUGCAAAGGCAUGACGAUCAAUCGGAGCCACAAAGUCCUUUUGAGCCCAUGGACCAAUAUCAAGAAAACGACGCUGAGGAAAACGCGAAUAUGGAACAGAACAAUCGGUCUAGACGAUCAAUAUUUCGCAGACAACUACAGUUACAACAACAACAUCAACAACAAGGUGCUAGACCACGAGUUCCAACACUUUCGAUUCACACUCUGGCCUACGAUAGAUUCUUGCCGUGCGAUAGCCAUCACGCCAGGCGUCAGCUACACAGACGCCGUGAACAGGCCUCACAAAAUGGAGGGCUGCUUCUAAGAGACAGCAGCCUUACACGCGUACAGAAUAGCGUGGAAACUCUGUUUGAGAGAUUCGACAGAUACACUAAUAAUGAGGAAUCUCUGCUGAUUGCUGCUGUGGUGACUCUGCGUGAGGCCACAUCGUUCUCGAGAGGACGCUCUCUUGUGCCCGAAGAAUUGUUGCCUCUCCGAGAGCGCCUGCAGGUGUACAUGCGCAAUCUGAUGCAAGGAGAGUACGAAGUUGGUACCCAGGAGCAGCUGGCUGAUUUGAUUUUCGAACGUCAUUCUAGAUUUAUCGAGCGCAUUGCCGCGAUCACACCGAUACGUCAAAACGUUGACAUUGUUGAGUCAAUGAAGGCGGUGUUGAUACGCUUCCUGAAUGAAGCUAUGACCGUCUUGGACAUGGAGAACAACGAAUCGUUUUCUCGACGAUUCCGCAUUGUUAUACCACGCAUGUUCUACGAACUGUGCGGUGUAAUCUCUUACUUUUGCUUGGAGGGUGUGGAAGGACUGCGCACUAUAUACCGUAGUUUCUUGGCUGAUCUGCUGCAGAACCUUGAUGAACCGGCUCGCGAUCUGCUGUUCAGCAUCGCUAUGGAGAAUUUAAAUGCGGCAAUCUAUCGCAUAGAGUCUCAUAAAACUCACUAUGCGCAGUUCAUACGCCGCAAACCGAUGAGAAUUUGUCCUCCAUCUAGUGACUCGGAGGACUCAUUCCCAACAGAGGAGGAUAUGUUGGCUAACCAACGCGAUGCCCUCCCCUGUGAUGCAUUCUCACAUAAUGCGCAUCGCCCCGGAGCUCCGCCACGACAUCAAUUCAAGUGUCCAGGGAACUACGCCAUCAGGAUGUUACGCACACGUGACCCGGCAGAGCGAUCGGAUGCAGGUUCCGCAUCAGGAUCACCGUCUUCUUCGGUUCCUACUUCCUCCUCAGCCCCUGCUGCUACCUCGUCAGCUCCUGCUUCCUCUUCGGCCAUGGACAGUCCAUCGGCUUCGCUAUCUCCUACACCCCCUUCUGCUCCAGCUACUCCAACGCAUCCAACUGCUUCAGCUGCUCCAACCGCUCCGUCUGCUCCGAUUGACCAGAAUGUUCCAGAGGUUUCAGCAAUACCCGAAGUUUCGGCAUUAUCCGAAGUCUCGACAAUACCGGAAGUUUCGGCAUUAUCCGAAGUUUCAACGAUACCCGAAGUUUCGGCAAAUUUCGGUAUUCCAGUACCAAAUAUCACCCACGUUACAAACGACAACACAUCUGCCUCGAAUAACGUGGGGCGUGGCAGAUUCAUCCGGGGCAACAGAUCGGGCUCCACAACGUCGUCAGAUUCGUCUGGCAAUAUAAGAUUCGUACCACCUGCGCAGAUAGCGCAACAUUGGGGCGAAGACUGGGUGCCCACAUUUACACGCGACUUACAGCGACAGCGGGACACUGCUGAGCCGUACAGCGACGCGUAUCUCUCGGGUAUGCCGCCAAAGAAGCGUCGCUGUGUUCGGCAGUCGCGUCCGCCCACUACGCUCAAUGCCUUCAUAAAUGACUCUAUUACGACAGAAAGCGUAUCGGAAGUGUCAUCUGAGCUGGAUGAAGAUCAGGGCGAGGAGCUACGCGUUGCGUUCAGAGAACACGUGAGGUGCAUCGCGCGAGCCAGAGCCGCUGCCUCCGAGGACUACGAGCCGCGCAGGCUAGUGGCUACAGCGCGAUUCCUCAACCAGAAUAGGACGAGCACGCGCAAGUCGCCAGACAAAAACAGCUCGGAGUAAAUGCACUAAUUAUAACGAUCGGUUUCAAUUUAAAAGGUUUAAAUACACACCCACACUUGUCGCCUAUACAUGGAUUAUGACUUUGAGAGAAUAUUCUCUCCAUAUUACACUGAUAUUACAUUUUUGGAGUAGAGUGUAGUAUUAAAUAAAUGUUUAAAUGAUUCAUGUUAGAUAAAUACCAUAGUACCACC
This is a messenger RNA of Vanessa atalanta (red admiral), 4590 nucleotides long. RefSeq names its product large proline-rich protein BAG6-like. The transcript is spliced from 22 exons. The coding region runs from base 221 to 4399 and encodes 1392 amino acids. Gene Ontology annotation, molecular function: misfolded protein binding; polyubiquitin modification-dependent protein binding. Gene Ontology annotation, cellular component: BAT3 complex. The record is from RefSeq and is a predicted model, not a curated record. Lineage: Eukaryota; Metazoa; Arthropoda; Insecta; Lepidoptera; Nymphalidae.